UGGGUGUGGGGUGAGGGCAGGAACCUGUAAUUGAAGGAGAAAUGUCGUGUGUUGUGAGAUUCUACUCUGAACCUCAUCAGCGAGGAGGAACACUCGGGGUCCAGAGGUGGAGCAGUGAAGUUGGAUUCUAACGGAAAUCUAAGGAAAAUCUUCUGAGGAUCCAGCAGCAUCAUGCAUAAUGAGAGAUACUUGUGGAAUUCAAAUUCCAUAAGGAAUAGGAUCUCUGAGACAUCACCUAUGGACCUCCAGGACGCAAAGAAAAUAGAUAUAGCAUGGAAAUCGAGAAUACACACCUUAAUACACAUUCCUUUGCCAUGGAGGAAAAUCCACAGACUGGAAAAAAAUGAAGCAAGCCCAGAGAGAGAAUCUCUUGAGACUUUCCUUUACAAGAAAAGUGGACAAAUGGCAUUUCGGGAAUUUCUAAAGUCAGAGUUCUGCGAGGAAAACCUGGACUUCUGGCUCGCCUGUCAAGAGUUUAAAACUUUCGACAGUCCAGAUUACCUAAAACAGAGAGCGGCGAGUAUUUAUGAAGAGUUCAUCAUGGCUGAGGCUCCCAAACAGGUAAACUUGGAUUUCUGCACAAGAGAAAUCAUCAGACAGAGUCUGAAGCAGCCAAGACCGUCAUGCUUUGUUGUUGCACAGAAGAAAAUCUACAGCCUGAUGGAGAAUGGCUCCUUCCCACGGUUUAUUCAGUCUGAGCAGUACAAAGCCCUUUUAAAUGCAACUUCUAAACAGAGAGGCCUUGGGAAGCACCGUAAGGUCUUGAGGGUAAAGAGCACUGGAGACAUAAUACAGCAUGGCUCCAAACCAGUCAGCCUGAGGAGUGACCUGCGUCUUUUCCACAUGCACUGACAUCAUACAUGCUGUGACAGACUGAGGAAGUGUUGCCGACAGUCACUGUGCAGACACUUCUCUGUCUCUUAAAAUAUCUCAAGAACAUUAUGUCUGACAAACCUGGAAGCUGCGCCAGUGAAAUGUGCCCAAGAGACUGCAGAGAGUGCCAUCUGGUGCACAGAAGACAUAGGACGUCAACAAAAGUGAAACUGUUUUUGAAUGCUGUGAUGGUGUUAGCUAAGACAUCUCUUGAAUGUGGACAUUAGUAUUUAUAAGGGGAAUGCAUAUUACUGCACGAUUGUUUUAUGCACCCAACCAUCUUAAAUAAGUGAAAACCGAAAUGAACUUGUCACGUAUACUUCAUGAAGGGCUGCACUACUAAAGGGUUUAUUUUGUGGUUACAGGUCUGUAAAAGCUGAACAUAAACAAUGUACAGUAUGUUUGUUCUUGAGUGUAAUCAAGGUGCAUCUCGUGUUCUUACAGUUGAUGUGCUAUUGCCACCUAGUGGUGCUUGGGAGAAAUACAUGCUAAACGCAGGAACGGAUUUGUCUCCACUUUUAACAUAUAGUAUGAUAUUUGUGGAAUUCAGUCAUUUAUAAUUUACAUAUCUGUGUUUUCCUCUAGACACACGUGAUAAUGUUAUGAAUCAUCCCAAUGAAGACCGCUGGCCAAAAUAUGUUUGUCUGACAGUUGUUUUUCUUUGCUUGUGUAUUUUGUUGGUCUAGCAUUUUUAAUAUACCAUCAUCAUCACCAUGUUCUGCAGCCGACAUUUCUAAUCUGAUUCUGGAAAUGGUGACUAAGAGAACAAUUUGAUACAAUAAAAUGUGGCGACAUCCGCUGGAUAAAAUUAUACAUAUCGUUUGCAUGAAACCAAGGCAAAGGGCAACGGGUCAUGAAACAGAAAGGCGCUCUUGUGUAUAUUUAACAAUCAAGGCUCUACAG
Messenger RNA from Mugil cephalus (flathead mullet), 1776 nucleotides. Its product is annotated as regulator of G-protein signaling 21-like. NCBI's taxonomy places the organism in Eukaryota, Metazoa, Chordata, Actinopteri, Mugiliformes, Mugilidae. The transcript is spliced from 5 exons. The record is from RefSeq and is a predicted model, not a curated record. Bases 172 to 852 code for a protein of 226 amino acids.